AAAACGACGGAGACCAAAGUCCAAAACCAAGUAGAAGAAGCAUAAUAAUAACACCAACGUAAAACACGGAGUGCACGGAUAGAUAACAUAGUUGGUCAAAGUCGUAAUACAGUCAAGGAAAUUGGAACCCUCUCGGCAUGGCGACCAACUUCCGCAACACAACCCUUAAUGAGGAAAGGAUAUUCGGCAAUACCAGUGGCCUAAACACGUCGGGCGGAUUGAUUUCUACGAGUCAUCCGCCCCCAUUGCCACCCAGACCAGCGUUUUCUGGAGGUGGGGGAGAUAUGAUGUUCGGUAAUCGGUACGGAUACGCUGGCCAAUCUGGAUACCACGGUUACAACCCUUACGGAGGAUAUUCCUCGAUGGAUAUGUACGGGCCCAGAAGCUACGGGGGAUAUGGGAUGGGCCAAGGAUACGGUGGAUACGGUAGCGGAGCAUAUGGCGGUGGAGCAUUCAAUUAUCCUGAGCACAGGUUUAUUCAACUAGCAGAGGAGAGCUCACGACCCGCUUUUCAGAUCCUUGAAUCACUCGUUGGUGCGGUGGGUAAUGUGGCAACGAUGCUGGAUUCCACUUUCUUUGCCGUCACCAGCUCAUUCCGUGCAGUGCUGAGUGUGGCCGCCAACUUGGCACACCUGAAGGGAACAUUUGCUCAAUUCUGGUCAUCGCUAGCGGUUGUACGCGCGGCUGUGUGGUUGUAUAAAAAGAUGCUGUACAAACUAAGAAUAACAAAAUCAGAUCCAACAAUGGACGCAUUUAAGGAAGCAUUCAAUGGUUCUGCAAGUACCGAUGCCGCCGUAAACAAUCCGAGAAAGCAUUCUUCUUCCCUGUUAGCUGCCCUGUUCAUGGGUUUCAUGCUGUCCGUACCGUAUAUGUUGAUAAAACUAUUCGCACCAAAAGUAACAGAAGAUAGUGCAUUAAACGACCCUACCCUGUGGAGCAAUCCAGUAGAGGUACAGGCAUUGCACAAGUUCGAUGCAUCGAACGCUCAAGAGAUGUCGAUCCGCGCGGGACAAUUAGUGUUGCUUGCACCGAAACAAAUUCAAACCGACAAACACCUGCUAAACACCGGCUGGGUACUAGCGGCUUCGGCUGAUCGAAAGACGUGCGGAAUCAUUCCACUAAACUACGUACAAGCACUAAAACAAACAAUAGAAAGUCAGUAGAUAUUAGGGCUUAAGGGCCGAAGACCGGUGUCGGACAGCGGGAUGAAUAAACUAACGAUUAACCAUCGAC
Messenger RNA from Anopheles stephensi (Asian malaria mosquito), 1233 nucleotides. RefSeq names its product probable peroxisomal membrane protein PEX13. Gene Ontology annotation, biological process: protein import into peroxisome matrix, docking. NCBI's taxonomy places the organism in Eukaryota, Metazoa, Arthropoda, Insecta, Diptera, Culicidae. The transcript is spliced from 4 exons. Gene Ontology annotation, cellular component: peroxisomal importomer complex; peroxisome; peroxisomal membrane. Bases 138 to 1163 code for a protein of 341 amino acids. The record is from RefSeq and is a predicted model, not a curated record. Gene Ontology annotation, molecular function: protein binding.